AUGGACGGAGACUUUCCAGAGGACGAUAACACAUCCGAAAACAAUGCCCAAGAAGAAGCUCAAGAGCGAGAUGGCGACAAUAUUCCUGAAUAUGGAUGCGAGAAGAAAAAACAUAAAAGAAUUAUAUCAUGGGACGAAGAAAAAUGCGGUAGAAAGAAAAAGAAGAAAAACGAAAGCGGAGUGGAAAGCGAAUAUGAUAAUGUUGAAGACUCUGAUAAUGGAAGCAGUAUGAAAUCUGCCAAACAAUCAAAACGUUCUGUUUAUGCCUCUUCAACUUCAUCUACGGAAGAAUCUAAUGCAGGCGAAAAUCUAACCAUUGAAGAGGGCAAAGAGGCACAGGCUGACAAGGAAAGCAUUGCAAAGCUAACUAGGGCCUAUAAAGAGGCAAACGAUUCUGACGAUGAUGAUACUGAUGCCCUGGACUCGAUGUCGUUAUUGGAGAGGCUAAAACGCGCUCGAAAAUCAGAGAAAAGUAAGAAACCUGAACUGUCCAAGUCAGGAAAGAGAAGACGAGGGAGCUCAGACGAAGAUGACGGUAGCAAUGAGAAGUCGGAAACUGACUCGGAUGCUGAAUUUGAGCAGAUGUUGCAAGAUGCUUAUGGAUCUAACUCUGAAUCCAGUCAUAGCAAUGUCGCUGCGCCUGUGAAAAAAAGAAAAACCAAACGCAUUGAGCACCAAGAUUACUGUACAGAAUGUAAUCAAGGAGGAGAAAUCAUCCUGUGUGAUAUUUGUCCAAGAGCUUACCAUUUGGUUUGUUUGGAACCUGAACUUGAUGAGGUUCCUGAAGGAAAGUGGAGAUGCCCUCGUUGUGAAAAAGCGGAUCUUACUGAUCAGGAUGACGAACAUGAAGAAUUUUGUAAAAUCUGUCAAGAUGGCGGUGAACUUAUUUGCUGCUCGUCUUGUCCUUUGAGUUACCAUAUACAUUGCUUGGACCCACCUUUGCCUGAGAUCCCUGAAGGAGACUGGAACUGUCGCCGAUGCGCCUGUCUACCUCUGAAAGCCAAAGUGGCCAGUAUUUUGACUUGGAAAUGGAUCGAAAGCAAAGCCACAAACGGAAAAGAAGAAAUUACACAACAUCGGAGAAGAGAAUUCUUUGUGAAAUGGAAGGAAUUAUCUUAUUGGCAUUGCGAUUGGAUAACGCAAACACAAUUGGAAAUUUUCCAUCCGUUGAUAUUACAGUGCUACAUCCGAAAAUAUGAUAUGGAAGAACCACGUAAAUUGGAGGAACUUAUUGAUGAAUCUGAUGCACGCUACACUCGGUUAAUUAGAAUGGGUGGCCGAGUAAACAACCAUGAAUUGGAAGAAAAAUUCUACAAAUAUGGGGUAAAGCCCGAAUGGCUUAUAGCCCAUAGGAUCCUCAAUCAUCGCACCAAGGAGGAUGGUACAGCACUUUUUCUAGUAAAGUGGAGAGAAUUAUCGUAUGACCAAGCUACAUGGGAAGAAGAAAGUGACGUUAUUCCCGGUCUUAAGGCGGCCAUAGAGUAUUAUAAAGAUCUAAAACAGGCCUACGAACAAUCUAAACUGUGCCUCAAAUCUAAAUCGAAAUUCAAAUCCAAACGGAGUAAAGUUUUGAGUGAUGGUGAGAGAGUUACCGCGAAGAGGUACAAACCUCCACCAGACAAGCCAAUUUCUAAAUUGGAGAAAAAGCUGAACAAGCAACCGAUAUACCUUGAAGAAACUGGAAUGCAACUUCAUGAAUAUCAAAAACUAUUUUGUCAUAUUAUCGAAAAAAUAUCAACAGAACUUUUUAUUUGGUUGCAGAUUGAUAAAGAAACAGACGAAAGUAAUGAUGUAGAUGAUGAUACCGCUUUGCAAGAUAUGAAUCCGGACUCUGAGGAGCCCCAGAAGACUAACGACAUACAAGAGCCUGACGAGACUGAAGAGCAUCAUGAGAUUCAGAAGCCUCACGGGACUCAGCAGUCUCACGAGACUCAUGAGCUUCGCGUGACCCAGGAGCCCAACGAGUCUCAGCAGACUCCAAAGACUCGGAUUAGAGUCAGUAACAAGGAAAGAAAACCCCCUCAGAUGACUCAUAGUAUCCCGAACAAAAAACGUGCAGUUGAAAAAUUGGAUGCUGCUUUCGAAAUUCUAACAAAGGCAUCGAAUAAGGAACCACCGCAGGAUCCAAGCGAAUGUCAAAUAUUUGGAAAUCUUGUAGCCAAGAAACUUAGUAAAUAUUCGAACGUAGCACAAACGGCAGUACAAGAAGCCAUCAUGAAUAUUUUAUUUGCGGCAGACAAGGGGUAUUAUAAUCAAUAUCCCGCUCCAAGAGGUUAUCAAUCAAACAAUUAUUCCACAAUCCAAAGCGAACUUGUACAACGUGAUUCGGUUUACCAAGAUACUCAGUUGAUACAAUCCCCAUAUUCACCCCGUCCCGCAGCUCAUUGGGAUUUUGCAACUGACGCAUCAUCCCAAGCGCCUCAGUUUUCACCGGUACCACUGCCACUAAUAUCUCCAGCAUCAGCAAGUUCACAAUGCUCGGGUAUGACAAAUUAUUCCGCUUCUACCAGCAAUCCACCCCCAUUUACCAGUGCAACAUUACUAACUGAUUUAAACUUGCCAGAUAAUUAA
Messenger RNA from Ceutorhynchus assimilis (cabbage seed weevil), 2571 nucleotides. The record is from the annotation of a GenBank genome assembly. Lineage: Eukaryota; Metazoa; Arthropoda; Insecta; Coleoptera; Curculionidae.